AUGGAUCACUCGACCAUCACCAAAUUAACCGAAAGCGCAUUCCCCGAGCCCUUGUACGGCAAUGUCACUUGGCAAACGCUGCUGUCGAGACCCGACACCUUGACUGAUUCCAUGUGUGCGGGACUGGCAACAUGUCCACCUGAGGGCUUUCUUGCUCUUCACCAGCACGCACAGGCUGAGAUCUAUUACAUCCUUUCCGGCACCGGCAGCGUUGAGAUCGAUGGCAAGCGGCACGCCGUAUCAGGUGGCAGCAUUCUGUGGAUACCAGGGGAUGCCGUACAUGGUGUUUUCUGCGGGCCUGGUGAGACCCUGCACUGGCUUUAUGUUUUUCCCGAGGCUCGGUUUGAGGACAUCAUCUAUCGGUUCCAAGAACCCAUCAAAAGUAAAUUGUAA
Messenger RNA from Colletotrichum gloeosporioides, 393 nucleotides. RefSeq lists its product as uncharacterized. The record is from RefSeq and is a predicted model, not a curated record. Bases 1 to 393 code for a protein of 130 amino acids. NCBI's taxonomy places the organism in Eukaryota, Fungi, Ascomycota, Sordariomycetes, Glomerellales, Glomerellaceae. The transcript has a single exon.